Messenger RNA from Onychostoma macrolepis, 2936 nucleotides. It is a transcript of the gene nocta, whose product is annotated as nocturnin a. The transcript has 3 exons. NCBI's taxonomy places the organism in Eukaryota, Metazoa, Chordata, Actinopteri, Cypriniformes, Cyprinidae. Gene Ontology annotation, molecular function: poly(A)-specific ribonuclease activity. The record is from RefSeq and is a predicted model, not a curated record. Gene Ontology annotation, biological process: circadian rhythm. Bases 165 to 1502 code for a protein of 445 amino acids.
UCCAUACAGUGAAAAGACAACGAAACUUGUCUAAGUAGUAUUCAAAAUGGCUUUUACAGGUGUUAUAUAGGUUUGUAAACUUAUUUCUUGCUUAGCCAUACUUAAAGCCAUAGUUUGGGUUUUAUCGGACUGCAGUUUGAAGGACUGUCGUUCGAAGAAGAACAAUGUAUCCGGCCCGGCGCUGUUCAUCGCUGCUUCACCGAGACCUGGCCGCAGUCUGUCUCUCAUCACUGGGGACACAUCCAAAGCAGUCCGGUCCGCUGAAGAAAAGCAGCUUUCCGAGUUCACGAAUUCCUCCUCCUCCAAUAAGGUCCAACUCAUCACCCGUUCUGCUCAGUUCUUUACAAGUGUGUCAGAUGGGCAGCAGCAGCAGCAGCAGCAGUAGACUCUUCAGUACUCUGGCCCAGACUCUGAGCAGCGCUGCGCUGGCAGACCCGCAUGUGGAUACUGACGACUACGAGUAUGAGCAGGCUGAUCCGGAUGCGCUGUUGCGUGAAUGCGAGGAGGUUUUGAGGAACCGGCCUCCUCGACUGCACCGAGACUUUAUGAUGACCAGAGCCUGCUCACUGCAGAACGCACCCAUCCGUGUCAUGCAGUGGAACAUGUUAGCACAAGCUCUGGGUGAAGGCAAGGACGGUUUUGUGCGCUGCCCAAUGGAGGCACUGAACUGGUCAGAGAGGAAGUAUCUCAUACUGGAAGAGAUCCUUACCUACAGGCCAGAUGUGCUGUGUCUACAGGAGGUGGACCACUACUUCGACACCUUCCAGCCGGUGCUCGCCAGCUUAGGCUACCAGAGCAGCUUCUGCCCCAAGCCAUGCUCCCCCUGCCUGGACGUUCACAAUAACAACGGCCCCGAUGGCUGCGCUCUGUUCUUCAACCGCCGUCGCUUCCAGCUGCUCCACACCGCUCACCUUAGACUCUCUGCCAUGUUGCUCAAAACCAACCAGGUUGCUAUCGUGGCUACGCUUCGCUGCAGGUUCACAGGUCGAGUCUUCUGUGUGGCAGUAACGCACCUGAAAGCGCGGAGCGGCUGGGAGGCGUUUCGAAGCGCACAGGGGGCUCACCUCCUCCAGCAGCUCUGCGAACUAACCACACAGUCGCACCCGGAGAUGGAUGAUGAAAACCGGACUAGGGUUGGGGAAAGCGAAGACGGUAUUCCGUUGGUGGUAUGUGGGGAUUUUAACGCGGAACCGAGUGAGGAAGUGUACAGGCGCUUUAUGACUUCUCCUCUGGGGCUAGAUAGUGCUUACAAGUGUCUGAGUGAGGAUGGGAACACAGAGCCACCCUACACCAGCUGGAAGAUCCGGCCCAGCGGAGAGAGCCGCUCCACCUUGGACUACAUUUGGUACUCGGAAAGAGCGUUCCAGGUGGACGCUGUGCUAAAGAUACCAAGUGAAGAGCAGAUCGGGCCGGACCGGCUUCCAUCGUAUCAUUAUCCCUCUGAUCAUCUGUCACUGGUGUGCGACCUAAGCUUUAGUCGGCAGCCUCAUAGGCUCAUGUAGCUGUCAAUCAUUAGAGCUCUCCAAUAGGGAUCCAGAGCAGCAUAGGACAUUCCUAGAGUAUGUGUGCGCACAUCUGAAUGUGAGAAUGCAUUAUUUGCAUUAUUGCAAAGAAUGCAACAUAUUUUAUUCACAUAAACUUUAUUUUUACCUGCUGAUGUAGGUCUUAAUGCACCUUUCUGCUUAUUAAUUUCCUCGAUGGAGAUGAAUUAUUAUGCUCUCAUUAUUUGCUAAACAAAGGUUGUGCAAUAUAUUGUAAUUUAUUAAGUUCUAAAGGAUGAUCUCAGGAAGACGCACAUUCUCAAUUAAAAGGUUCCACAAGUGGAAAGAUGUUUAUAUUUAUACUGACUGUACUUUUUUUUUUCUUUUAGUAACACUGUAAUCAUUGAUAUGUUUGCCACUGACCAGUAAUCUCUAAAUACAUCACCAUGUAUUUAAAUUGUGUGGUCUUUUUCUUUAAUGACAAGCUAAUGAAUCAGAAAUCUCACACAUUCACAGCAAAUUUAGCUUAACAUAAGCUUGACUCUGUGCAAUUAAAGAUGACAUUAAAAUUAAUGUCUAAUCUUAACAUGCUUUGCAAAGCUUCCUAUUUGUUGUGCACUGCCUGUUUAUCAUUUAUUUGCCUGUAAAUAGCCUAGUUACUAAUAUCCAUCAUUUUACCUUCUCUGAGAUCAAUGGCAUCUUUAUUUCCAAUGUCAGCCAUGCCAAACGUUUGUAACGUUAUAUUUAAACAAAUUCUUUUCACAAGUCUAAACAACAGAGGCAUAUAAGCUACUUACCUGACUCAUAAGACAUUUUUUGAUGUCCAUCUUUCUUUCAUUAUUGGGAGAGUUGUGGUGUUGGAUCAUCUGUAACGGUAAGAAGCAGAGGCGGGCGGAGCUGAAGCUCAACUAAUCACCAGAACAUUGUUCCUCCGCAUGUAACUUGUAGUUUGAUGCUUCAACCGCUAGAGGGCCAAGAGUUACAUGGUGUGUAGAUUAGUUUUUUUAAUUACCUAAAAAAAUCUCAUUUUAAACAUUGCAAUUAUUUCUCUCUACUUAAUCAACAUUUAUUUUGUUAACAUAUUCCUCGUGCAGCCUUCUAAAUCCAUUAUUUAAUGGUGAAAUCUUUUAUGAUCCGGAUGCAAAGAUUGUCAUGCUUUAGUCAAUCUAUUCUGGUCCAAAUCCCUCUGAGCCCAUUAACAAAAAAACAGAUGGCUUUGUUUAAAGUUGCCAACACAGUAAAGCUCUCCAGUAAUCCUAGUACAUUCCACAGUGACUAAUAAAGUCUCUGUAGUAUAACAUCUAUAUCUAGAGAAAGUUUGUGUGCAGGAAUGUAGAUACUUUGGGCUGUGUAAUAAUAUGGUUUCACAAUGGGUAGAAAAUGAACUGAAAUUCACACCAUGAAGACAGGUUCCCUACACUUUUUCUAUGGGUCAUUUUGUAAUAAAUGGAUAAA